Messenger RNA from Exophiala oligosperma, 2943 nucleotides. RefSeq lists its product as uncharacterized. Bases 27 to 2246 code for a protein of 739 amino acids. The record is from RefSeq and is a predicted model, not a curated record. NCBI's taxonomy places the organism in Eukaryota, Fungi, Ascomycota, Eurotiomycetes, Chaetothyriales, Herpotrichiellaceae. Gene Ontology annotation, molecular function: phosphatidylinositol binding. The transcript is spliced from 3 exons.
CUUCUCCCUUCCCUUCGCAUGCAGAAAUGAGUGAAGACGACUUGUCGACAGCCCAGAGUGCGGCCCUCUUCGACAUUCUGACACACUACAACACUUAUGCCGAAAUCAGGGAAUUCAGAAAUCCGGGGAGUCUCGCUCAAUAUGGUCCCCCGUUCAACCAUGACACGGAGAAGCCGUCUACUUCACCCGCUCUGCAGGCCUUGGUGUCCAAAUACCUGUUGAACCUACCAGGGCUAAACAAUCUACCAGAGAAAUGGUGGAAGGUUCAAUGCCACACAAUCAUCGAGAACAUCGAGAAGGCGAAUCUCAGUGAGAGUUACGACAAGGGCGUCAUUGGCAGUCGAAAGACUGUAGCCACGGCCAUCUCUGCCCUCAUCGAGUAUCCCGUACGAGGCACCUUUGGUGGAUUACCCGAGAGAACCGACCGAGACGACAACUAUGAUACCAGCAAGGCCGAAGAUCUUUCGCGGGCUUUCCGCGAUUUCAUGAACGACGCAGUCUACGGCAAUGUCCUAGACGAAAUGGUCUCCAAGACGGCACAGACAGAUCGACUCGAGGAUCAUCCACCACUGACAAAAGCCGUGCACGAGUUUGUGCUUGUCAAUCUCGCUUCAUUCAUGCAUUACACUCUGAUCCUGUCACCCAAGGGUCAGUACCUACUCAAGUUGAUCGACAACGCCAACAAACUGGUGCCCUACCUCGUCAUCAAGCAGACAUUGAAGAUCGGGAACGUAGCGACCAUGAUCAACGCCAUGGUCAGAGUCGGAUUGGCCAAGAUGAGUGUGGCCAGUGUCACCAACUGGAUCGGUCUGACUUCCAACUCUGACGAAGGGAUGAAUCUCAUGCAAACGAUCAUCUCUACCGUCCUUAACUGGGACAUUAGGGACCUCGAGUCCCGGGCGGCCAAACUCGAAAGGGAACGAGCGAAACUCGGGAAAGAACAGUUGCACACCCUCAAAGCCUACACCACGAAACCCCAACACGAGCAAGAUCGGAUACGCAAACAGAGCCAAACCCAAUCCGUCUCCAUCGUCACCGCCAUCCUCCGGGACAGCAAAUGUUCGUCCACCGACCUCACCGAGUACCACCACUCCCAGGCCCUGGAGUACCUGUCCAUCCACCUGUCGGUGCGCGACCGGAAACAACUGAUCCAGGUCCUCUGCAAGUCCAACAACCCGGACCACCUGACCACCUCGGUCCGAGAGGUGGUCGACGCCUACGAGCCCGUCAUCCGGCGGAUGCACAAGGCCGUCGACCUUUCGGGUACCGUCAACGACUUUGAGUACUUUCUGAGGGACCUGAUCAAGCUCGCCCGCAUCCACACCGACGGCAAGUCCGGACACCACCACUCCGCCGCCGCCGCCGUCCCGACCGUGGGCGACUUUGUCCGGUUGUUGCGCAAACACCAGCGGUCCACCCACGUCUUCAUGCACCAGUGCUGCAAGAACGACAGGGAACUGACGAGUUGGUACCUCGACUGGGCCAAACAGGCGGCCUCGCGGUUCCGACGCGACGCCUCGCCGGAUUUCCACCCCGCCCACCCCGGGUUCACGGCCAAAGGACCGGGUGGUCUGACCCCCGACCUCCACCGCCUGUUUGGAUCUCUCGACAAGCCGACACAGGACCGCAUCGUCCCCAUCCUGGACUCGCAUUCCGUCCAUCUCGAAAGGAUGCACGCACAAUCAACCGCCCGUCUACAAAACGUGAUUCGGUCCCAACCUUCCCGCUCACCGGCGAUGGCAAAAAUCUUUGCCGGCAACAACUACAACAACAACGACAACGACGUUCAGCACGCCUCGAGCACGCCUCCUUCCCGGUCGAGUAGUCCCCCGCUCGAACGUCCGCGGAGUGUCCCUCCUCCCGAGUCACCUUCCGAGACCACCAAGAAAUCCCCCUCGGCGCCGGAGGUGUCGUCGUCGUCGUCUUCGCCCGGUCCCGGUUCGUUCCUCGCCCGCUGGCAGGCUCUCCUGGACGCCACGCCCAUCACUCCCCUCACUCAGUCCGGCCCUCCAAAAGCCGCGAGCAGUCCCGAAGUCGUCCAGGCGAGUGCGACGGACGUCGACGGGUCUCGAUUGGUCAAUUUCGGGACCCGAGUGGCCAGGGGGGCCAAGAUCAACGUCGACAAGGACAGGUCCUCUGCGACCUCGGAAGAGGCGCUCCAACGGCAGAGACAGUACAAGGUCAUAAUCGACGCCAUGGGUCAGGAUUUUCGGACCCUCUUGGCCGAAAGGUCCAGGUAUUGGUGAGGAAACAGCCUUUUGUGUUCAACACGGUCCUCACGAGCACUACCAAGAUCUCACCUGGACCUGUACCGGGUUCGACACACACACACACACACAAGGGAUGACCAACCUACCCAAAAGACAAAUGUGAACCCCCGUUCGGUUAAUACAAUCGUAACGUCCUAUCGAUUCGUUCGUUACCCGACAUACGUACGUACGUACGUUUCGGUCAUUGAAAAGUCGUCGAGUUGGGUGGACGAUUAAAUGAUUGACGUGAUCGGAGUAUCAACCUUGACACCGAACAGACAUUGCCCGGAGACGACUUACAACGACGACCAUGACCACCACAGCCUAUACCAUAGUCAAAUCAAACAGAGAGGGGAAUAUUGGAUAUCACCAAAGAGGUUCCCCAUCACCAACAUCAUACCUAUCUACCACACAUGACCAUAUAUGGGGAGAGAGAGAGAGAGAGAUGUACGACAAUUAGUAGCCAGGAACAAUGGAUGGGAUUUCGUGAGACCUUGUAAAAGUUAUCUCUCAUUGAAAAUCAUGACGAUCAACAAUUGGGCACAAGGAGGAAGAGAGAGGGAGAGAGAGGGAGAGAGAGAGAGAAGUUUACUGAUUUCGUACAUCUACCACUGGGAAAAUUCGGUCAUGUACUGUGCACACAUUCAAACCAACUCAACGUUGACCAGUCAAUCAUGCUGUGACACAACCCGAC